Molecule: messenger RNA, 1403 nt
Organism: Pelobates fuscus (common spadefoot toad)
Lineage: Eukaryota; Metazoa; Chordata; Amphibia; Anura; Pelobatidae
Gene: NAPG
Product: NSF attachment protein gamma
Exons: 12
Coding region: 44-988 (314 amino acids)
Biological process (GO): intracellular protein transport
Cellular component (GO): vacuolar membrane; SNARE complex
Molecular function (GO): syntaxin binding; soluble NSF attachment protein activity
Source: RefSeq, a predicted model, not a curated record
CCCCGCCCGUAGGGUGACGUGCGGUGUUAUUACCUGGACUGUCAUGGCCGCCCAGAAGAUCAAUGAAGCGCUUGAGCAUCUUGCCAAGGCUGAGAAAUGCCUGAAAACUGGUUUCAUGAAAUGGAAACCUGACUAUGACAGUGCUGCUUCAGAGUAUGCAAAAGCAGCUGUUGCCUUUAAGAAUGCCAAACAAUAUGAUCAAGCAAAAGAAGCUUAUUUGAAGGAGGCUGAAUCAUAUGAAAAUCACAAAGCUCUUUUUCAUGCUGCCAAGGCUUACGAGCAAGCUGGGAUGAUGCUAAAGGAGAUGCAGAAGCUUCCAGAAGCUGUCCAACUAAUUGAAAAGGCCAGCAUGAUGUAUCUGGAGAAUGGAACUCCUGACACCGCUGCUAUGGCCCUGGAACGAGCUGGGAAACUAAUAGAGAAUGUGAAUCUGGAAAAAGCUGUUUAUCUCUAUCAACAAUCUGCAUCCGUUUUUGAGAAUGAAGAACGUCUACGACAAGCUGUAGAACUUCUAGGAAAGGCAUCAAGACUUCUAGUGAGAGCUCGCCGGCUAGAUGAGGCCGUAGUUUCCAUUCAAAAGGAGAAGAAUAUGUACAAAGAAAUAGAGAAUUAUCCAACUUCUUUUAAGAAAACUAUAGCACAAGUGUUGGUACAUCUUCAUAGGAAUGAUUUUGUGGCAGCUGAGAAGUCAGUCCGAGAAAGCUACAGUAUACCAGGAUUCAGUGUCAGUGAAGACUGUACUGCAUUGGAGCAGCUUUUAGAAGGUUUUGAUCAACAAGACCAGGACCAAGUGUCUGAUGUUUGUAAUUCGCCACUGUUCAAAUAUAUGGACAAUGAUUAUGCCAAGCUUGCAUUGAGUUUAGCAGUUCCAGGAGGAGGAACUAAAAAGAAAUCUCCCGCAACAUCGCAGGAAGGUGUUACUGGAUCAGCACAGGGUGGCUCACAUGUUGAAGAAGAGGAUGAUGAAUAUUCUGGAGGGCUGUGCUAAUCACAUUUUGUAUUUUGCUCCCUAUAAUAUAUACAUGGAUGUUUAUGGCAUUGCUUUCUCCAGAAAUAGUGACAAAGUACUUCUUUGUUGAUACCAUCUGACAAUGCAAUUUAUUGCUUUGUUUUAUACCAUCGUUGUGAAAAAUAUAUACUAUUUUCACUAGAUCCCCACUCUGUAAGAGGGCCAUCUAAUGCCAUUACAUAAAACUCUGCACACCAUUUAUGGAUCACUAUUAUGUCCCAAUGUGUAAAGCAAGUAUAAGCAGAGAACAAUAUAUGGUAAUUAUCGCAUGUAACUUAAUUUCUCAACUUCAUUUUAAUAUCUCAGAAAUUAUUUGUAUAGUUCUGUGUUCUUUUUUGUUAUGUAAAUGACUGUAAGUAAUUGUUAAAUGGCUAUUAAAUAUUUAAACCUCAAA